Penicillium bovifimosum is the source of this 1680-nucleotide messenger RNA. RefSeq lists its product as uncharacterized. The transcript has 12 exons. Gene Ontology annotation, molecular function: zinc ion binding; single-stranded RNA binding; mRNA binding. The annotation marks the transcript as partial. Gene Ontology annotation, cellular component: cytoplasm. NCBI's taxonomy places the organism in Eukaryota, Fungi, Ascomycota, Eurotiomycetes, Eurotiales, Aspergillaceae. Gene Ontology annotation, biological process: positive regulation of cytoplasmic translation. The record is from RefSeq and is a predicted model, not a curated record.
GACUACCUCGCUCCCAACAUGUCCGGGUGGGAUCGCAUGGGAGCCGUUGACGAGGACGACAGUUCUCGUCACCAUGGCCCGACCGACAUUGAGGAAUCGAAUAUUCGUGGCGCCCUCGACGAUUCCUUCGCCUGCGGCAACUGUGGUCAAACUGGCCACAUGACGCGCCAAUGCCCGAACGACUCCAUCCCUCUGAGAGAGGGGCGCAGCAACGGAGAUGAAGCUUAUGGCGGUGGUGACUUUGGAGGUGGCGGUGACCGUGCCUGUUUCAACUGCGGUCAGACUGGCCACAACAAAGCCGAUUGCACCGAGCCUCGCAAGAUGGGUGCUUGCUUCAACUGUGGGGAAGAAGGUCAUUCCAAGGCCGACUGCCCCCAGCCCCGUGUUUUCAAGGGUACCUGCCGCAUCUGUGAGAAGGAAGGUCAUCCGGCUGCCGAAUGCCCAGAGCGACCUCCUGAUGUCUGCAAGAACUGCAUGGCUCAGGGCCACAAGACAAUGGAGUGCAAGGACAACCGGAAGUUCGACCUAAAUUUUGUGGCUGAUAUGCUUCCCCAAGAAGGUUGGGCUGCAAUGAAGAAAGCCAGCGAUGAAAGGGACCUCGACGAUUUCCGCGAGGCCCUCAAGAUUUACUCCAAGGCUGUCCCUGACGCGACCUGGGCUGACAUAGAGAAUAAGAUGCGAGAGGAAAAUUUCAAUAUCUACAUCAUUGCUAUGGAGGCUGAGGUUGACGACGUGAUGAGUCUGAUCGAUCUUCAAGGAGUGCUCGACCGAGAGUAUUCUAUUGGAUUCUUCUUUAGCCCGAAGCCGUCGCGUGCUACCCUCCGAGAGCGUUGGCCUUCGAGCCCCGAGGAGAACCUUGAACGUAUGAGCAACGCUGGUAUGCCCUAUGAGCGCAAGGUGCCCAAGUGUCUGAACUGUGGAGAAUUGGGACAUAUCUCACGCAGUUGCAAGGCGGAGCGCACUGAGAACAAUGAUCGUGUAGAGAUCAAGUGCUCGAACUGCGAUGAGGUUGGUCACCGUGUGCGCGAUUGCAGACAGAAGCGCAAGUACAAGCGUGGAUGCCGUAACUGCGGGUAUGUGAUCCAUAUACAGCAUAUUGGCAUGGACAAUACUGACCUAUGUGAAGUUCCGAGGAGCAUGAUGCUGCUGAAUGCACCGAGCCUCGCUCUGCUGCUGGCGUCGAAUGCCGCCGGUGCAAUGAGACUGGUCAUUUCGCCAAGGACUGCCCCAACAUGCCUGACCGUCCUCCUCGUACCUGUCGUAACUGUGGAUCCGAAGAUCACUUGGCUCGCGAGUGUGAUCAGCCUCGUGACGUUUCGACCGUCACCUGCCGCAACUGCGAACAGACUGGGCACUACUCUCGUGACUGUGAUCAGCCGAAGGAUUGGUCAAAGGUUCAGUGCAAUACCUGUGGCGAAAGUGAGUCAAACAUGGGAGUUUCUCUGGUCCAGUCUAUCAGCUAACGAUACGCUAGUGGGUCACACCACCCGCCGUUGCCCUCAGGCGGAAAAGGAACAGCCUGAUUAUUCGACCCGUCUUUCUCCCGAAUCCCACCCGGCCAAGUUGGCAGAGGACGAUGAGCAGUAUUCUCACGGACCUUCCAGGCGGGAUGAACCUGAUCUUCUGGGACCGGAGACUGCGGGGACUGGGGAUGAGCCAGGCAAUGACGACAUGUGGUAG